AUCAAUGUUACUGUAAUGAUUAAAUUUGACCUUUUGUAUCGUUUCUUAUUGUUAAGCAAAAGCAAUUGCAACUUCCACACCUAUCCUGCCUCGCUUCAUCCAAUUACCGAAAAGAACUUGUGAUGACUAAGUACGACCUUAAAGAGAUUAAAACACAGUUUGACGAAGCUGUGGUCAAAGCUUUUAAGGAAAAUAAUUACAGGGAGUCGCAUAUUUUCGAAGAUGUUCGUUUGUUUAUAAGUUUCUGCUCUGUGUGCCUUGCUGCGGCAACAUUCGGUAUUGAAAAAUAUUAUGGCUACAAAUUCGCAAAACAGUACUAUCCCUUCUUCAUUUAUCCCUAUUUGUUUUUGAGUGGUCUUCAAUUCUUCUGGAGUAAAUUUAUUCAAGCAAAUAGGUUGUUUGUUGGUUUCAAGACAGAUCGUCAUAUAAAAGUCUCAGCUACUACAGACGUUCCACUCACAGAGAAUCCUGUUGCUUUCUGCAAAGUUACCAUUAUUAAAGACCACCUUGUUCAAGAGAAACAACUCUGUAUCGCCGUGGAUCGCAUAUUUGACAUUGAAAACAAACUCGUAGAGGAUGCUUUUAAGAAGGUUUUCUACAACUUCCUUCGGGAAACCGUUGAAAAGCAUGACUGAAAAUAGCUCAUUUGGUACGAUUUUUGUCCUCAACUCUUGCCCUACUUUAUGUCUUUGAUAUCCCAUAUCAACAAAAAACGUUGUCUAUUUAAUGAAACUAACAAAUUUUAACCACUCUCAAUACACGUAAUCUGCAUUUUUCUCUAAGAAAACCAUUUGUGUCGUGCACUACACGCUGCUGCACGAACAUCACUACAAUCAGUUAGUAAAGGAGUCGGUGACACAAUGUCAUUUCAAAUGAGCACGUACCGCUUAGGAUCGUCCAAAGCCUUCACCAGCUCUCUCUGAACACGAUUACGCAAUGGUUGAAGCUUUGGAGCAGGAAUCUGUUCGGUAAUAGAGCCCAGUGACUUUAACGCUGUGAGUCUGACGAUAAACAAGUUGUUGAGAUCACAAGCGGCCUUGAGCAAUAAAUCAAUAAGCGUCUCGAUAUGCUCAGCAACAAGUUCGGGGAGCUCUGUUAUGGAUGCGAGUAUCACAUUUAAUGCAUAAUACUUGACCGCUGGAUUAUCCAAAGACAAGGACUGCAAUAAAAGAGGAAAUAGAUUUGAUAAAUCGCUCAUUACAAUCUCAUUUGGCACAUUACCGAUCACGUUGGCCAAUGCCAUUAAAUAUGCUGGCUUUCUCUGUUCAGAAGCAUCUUGCAACGAUGUCAUCAAGGAAGGCAUGAUGGCAUUAUACAGCUUCUGCUUGAACAACAGUUUUUGUACAAAAUGAUUUUCCUUUGAUAAGUAAAAAUCGUCCUUGCAGAUGUAUAAAAUUUCGUUAGGAAGCAGACGAAUGAAUCGAUCACUUUCCAAAAUCUUAACGUAUUGUUUCAGAGAUGCAAUAGCUUGGGUGUAAUUACGUCCAACUAAACCUUUGAUGACAAAAGCCACUAUGUCGAGAGACUGAUCCGCAUUUGUACCAGUUUCGAAGUUUUUGUAACAACUAACAUAGUCCGGACUAUUAAGGAAGGCAUCAACUGAAUCUGCCUUAUUUAUAGCACUGCAAAUAGAACGUAAAAGGAACAUCUUAACAAUGUUUGAAUUGUCAUUGUAGACAAGUUUUAUGAAUAAGGAAACAAGCUCCACGUCCAGUGUACGAAUGUACGAUACAGUAGGUCUUAAUGCGGUAUAGGCCGCACAAAAAAGAGGUAAUGUAUCAUGCAAUUUCUGAUUGCUCUCAAUUUGGAAAGGUCGAAAUUGUUUCGCCUUAUCAUCAAAAUAAACUUUCAAAGCAGAAGUACGUUGUGACUCAGGAUGAACCGGAAGAUAAAGGUUCCAAACCUGUUGGAAAAAUUCCUCUUGGUCAUCGUGCGAGAAAACCCUCACAAGUUCGUUUACCAUCCGGGACAUUGUCAAAAGCGAUGAAACAUGAAGACGAGCUUCAUUUAGCGCAUAGCUCUGUGCUUGCUUAAAUAUCCAAGAAAGUAGAUCUUUUCCAUGAAGAUAAGCAUCCGUUGAAUUUUCCUUUAGUUUGCGUCUAAGUGUCCGAAGGAGUGUUUGUAAAGCAAGGUCUACAAGUUUUGAAUUUUCGGUUUCAUUUCGCAAUUGAUCCUCAAUCAAUGCGGUCGUACGAACGACAAGACUAUUAAACAAAAAUGUCUCCGUAGAAAUCUGCUCCAAAACAUGGAACGCGUGGGAGAAACCUUCACUAGAUUGAUUUGCAGAAAGCUCAAGUUGCGAAAACGCUGUUGGGAAACACACUUCAGAGAUGAUAGUAGGCUUAUACUUAGCUAAGUCCGCAAUUUUUUCAACAGCGUCUUUCGACAAAGGUUCAUCUUUAUCGAAAGCUAUGUCCCUUAAAAUACGGGCAACCAUUGCAACUUCUUCGUCGUUCAUGUAUCCACGGAUACAAGCGAUCUUAUGCACGCAGCGCAAGGCGAGCGUCCUCAAUUGAACUUGAUCUUUGCUCACGCCUUCAAGGGAGGCAUAAGCAAAAACAAGAAGCAGAUUCUUGCUUUGAAGAAAAAGAGGGGAUAUUUCAACGGAUUUAACCUGCUUUCUCCUUCCGUAUACUUUAAGUGCUGAAUCCACAAGGUAUGAACAGAAUGAUAACAGGGUCUGUUUUUUAGGAAGUGAUUCCUCGGCUUUGCAGUUGUCUUCAAGAAACUUGACAACCUUGUCAAAAGAAAACUCAAAGACAGCAGGAUUGUUGCUCGAAAUAGCUGCAAAGCUGGCGCCAAAAGAAAUUCCAGCCUUAUUAUCGAAAUCCUUAGUAAUAUUCUGUAAAUUCUCAUCGAUAAUUAGACUGAGCCAUUGCCUAUUUUGCUCAACCAGCGCUGAACUUUCUGACAUACGCAAUGCAAGCUUGUUCAGAACCUUUAAUGCUUCAUUUUUCACGUUCGUAUCCGUCUCCUCCCAGAUAUCAUGUUUCACAGACACCCAAUAAUUUUUCGUUUCAUUCGAGAACGAUUCAAUGGGCCAAAAACAGAAAGCAUGAUAGAGUAUGUCCAGCGUAUCAAGCUUCACUCGAGCAGCAGAUGCUUUGAGCUUUUCAAAUAAUAGAGGGAGUAGAAAGGGUGAGAAAAGACUCGUGGAAACUAACACAUCCCGCAAGCUGUGCUUUAACUGCUCGGUGGUAAUGGGAAACUGAGGAUCAUUGGCAGGUGCACGAAACGUAAUUGGAAAGUAACAAUACGAUAUGUUGAAAAUCUCUUCUGCGUAAGGAGUUACAUCCAAAUUUUGAAUCAGCAGCUUAAUCAUUUCGAAGCACAGCAUAAUGUUUCUAGGAUCUUUUUCUCCCUGAAAUAGUUUUACAAAUUUAGGAUAACAGAAAGACGGCCCGGCUUUCACAAGGCUGUCCAUAUGAACAGUGAGGAAAAUUUUGAGAGUAGUCAAGACUGCAUGCCGAGUGGAUUGAGAAUACUUUGGCAUGUCAAUUUGAGUGGAAAUGCUGAUAAUUAUUGUUAGAAAUAAUUUGUGCGUUUGGUACGUACUGCUCCAAAAAAGUAGGAAUUUGCUGAAUGGGAAGCUGAUUCAUUUUUAAGAUAGCCCCAAGACCCCUCAUGUUUUCUUUUAAAACAAAUUCGUCGUCCAACCGAUUUAAAUAGAACUGAAAUAGCACGUACACUUGAGCAACGUUAGUUAAUUGCCAUAUAAUUAAAUGAGUC
This is a messenger RNA of Schizosaccharomyces japonicus yFS275, 3729 nucleotides long. RefSeq names its product signal peptidase subunit Spc2. Gene Ontology annotation, biological process: protein maturation. The coding region runs from base 123 to 635 and encodes 170 amino acids. Gene Ontology annotation, cellular component: membrane; signal peptidase complex; endoplasmic reticulum membrane. NCBI's taxonomy places the organism in Eukaryota, Fungi, Ascomycota, Schizosaccharomycetes, Schizosaccharomycetales, Schizosaccharomycetaceae. The transcript has a single exon. The record is from RefSeq and is a predicted model, not a curated record.